Molecule: messenger RNA, 615 nt
Organism: Carassius carassius (crucian carp)
Lineage: Eukaryota; Metazoa; Chordata; Actinopteri; Cypriniformes; Cyprinidae
Product: BRCA1-A complex subunit RAP80-like
Exons: 5
Coding region: 90-500 (136 amino acids)
Source: RefSeq, a predicted model, not a curated record
AGGGAAGGCGGCGUCUGAAUCUUGUUCCCUCGGGGUCGGAAGGAUACAGUGGCAGUACCAUCAGAUGUGCAACUGGAGGGGGGAAAACUAUGCUGUAUAUUGUACCGUUACAGGAUGAGUUCGAUCUUUCUCCUCUUCCCUACGAUGCACAGGAAUUUUCGCUAAUGCCAAAAGCAGAGUGGAAGAAAUGUUUUAAAAUGAUGCCACUUCAAAUUCUUGCCUUACAUGUGAUGGAAUGCGAUACUCUGGAAUAUGAGACACUCUCAGAUUCGGAACAAGAGGUAACUAAUUCACCACCAGCCUUCGAGGAAAAGUCGACAGAUGAAAAGUGUCCUGUGUGCAUGAAAACGUUUCCUCUUCUGAAAUUGGAGUUCCAUGCAAGUUUUUGUGGUGACUUGGAAAGUUCAGAGUCCCUUCAGACAAGGAGCCCUGAUAUAAUGAAGCCACAAAAUGAAGAGAUGACAUGUAAGGAGGAUGUCCUACGAUGGCUAGCUACUUAAGUUGACACCUCCAAGGAUUUCAGCACCUGUGUGUCCAGAAUUAACCUUGUGGAAUGAGGUCUGUUACUUUGGAGGCGACAAAAGAUCAGCUCCCCAGUCAACACUUUAAAGAUUA